UGCGAGUGUGUUGCCGAGCGUGCGAACCGACAUGCACGCGCCAUCUCUGAGAUCGCGGCGUCGCUCAGAGCAUCGAUUGAUAGCAAUCAUAUUGAUUUCCGUUUAGAUCGAUAUCUGAUUAGCGCGGUCGUCCCGUCACUUCCGUAGUGACGAGGAAGAAGGAAGCAUUCUGGAGUAAUCCUUGAGUCAGUGUACACGUGUUCUGUAUCGCUCUCAGUAACGUAUCAAAUAAUAAGUCGUUCAAGUCAUCGUAUUAUAUCUCGUAUAUUAAUUUUCUGUCUAUCGUGACGAAUUAGUUGUGUACAUUUGUGAUUGUGCGGAAUAAAAAAGACCAUUGACUGUUACGAAGCGCGAGUGAUUUAUUUCCCCGCCUCGUCUAUUGUCGCCGCGUAAAACCACCAUCUUUUUCCCGACCACGUGCGCCGGUAUUCCCGCGCUCUCUCUCUUUAGUAUUUUACUGAGUUCGCGAACAUGGUCCUUCGAGCCGGAUAGUCCGUGAAUCGGUGAAUUAAAGUGCAUAAACUAUCGAGUGCACGAGCGACGAAUCGAGUUAUCGCCCUUAUAUGUGCACAUUCGUGUCGUAAUACGUGAUAGACUGCCACGUGGCCCUUCUCUACGUGUCUGUGAAAUCGCGAACAGAAGCGAUUAAUCUCGAUUCUAGCGGACAGUGACUUGAACAGUGACAUUUAGUGAUACGAACGGAGUUAUCAUUUUACUCCAUUUCGUCCGACGGUUCGAAUCUAUAGUUUAUGCGAUUCGUUCGUCGUUCUUUUUGACAAUUUAUCGGAGUGAUAAUUGACUUCGUUUAGUGCGUUACUCCGAAUCUAUCGACUAUGCGAUUUGUUCAUCGUUCUUUUUUGACAAUUUUUUCGGAGUGAUAAUUUGACUCCAUUUCGUGCGACGAUUCGAAUCUAUAGUUUUCGCGAUUCGUUCAACGUUCUUUUUGACAAUUUUUUCGGAGUGAUAAUUUGACUCCACUUCGUACGACGAUUCGAAUCUAUAGUUAUCGCGAUUCGUUCGUCGUUCUUGUUGACAAUUUAUCGGAGUGAUAAUUUGACUCAGUUUAGUGCGAUAUUCCGAAUCUAUCGCUUUCGGGAUUCGUUCGUCGUUCUUGUGAUAAUUAUCGGAUUGAUAAGUGACUCCAGUCAUUACGAUUGUUCGAGACUGUUGUUUAUUAGAUCCGCUAGUCACUCUCUUGUGAUAAUCUAUCACGUUGUAAAUAAUUAUUGAAGAAUUAACUUAUUCUUUUUUUCUUCGGCCGUGAAGUGAUAAACUGUGACGUCAUCAUGCCUGGAGAUACGCUCAAGUUACCGACGGACCAAUCGAGAAAUCGUACUCGUUCUCAGGGCAGCAUUAUAGCGUUGCUCGUUGUACAAAGAGAAUAUUUGCGAUCUAUUCAUCGCACGUGCAAUUCGGCUGUGAGGCUCACUGAAACGUCCGCCUCCAUUACAGUCUCGACGAAACUCCAAACGUUAACGCAGCUAUGGGCCAAAUGUCGAUGCAAUCACGAGGAGUUAACGGCAUAUUCGAUUGAUCCGGACGUCAGUGACUAUCUCAAAGGUACCGAAUUUGGUGACAUGGAGGAUCGAGUUCUUGAUGCGACGGACGCGCUCACCGCCUUGCAGAGCAACAUGCCUUCGACAUCGUCAAUUAGGAGGGACGCUGCCGACGCAUCGUCGACUUCGAGGUUCACCAGUCUCGAGCGCAUCCCUCUGCCGACCUUCAACGGAGAUCAGAAGGACUGGGCCCACUUUCGAGACAUGUUUGACUCGAUGGUCGUCCGUGAGUCUGGACUGUCUAACGUACAGAAGUUUUAUUAUCUUAAAAGUUGUUUGACCGGUACGGCAUUGUCGUUGAUUAAAAAUUUACCGAUUACCGAUGCAAAUUUCGAAUCGGCUUGGAAAUUAAUUAAUGAUCAUUAUCAAGAUAUUCAAGUUUUGACUUUUUCUCUUAUAGUUCGGUUAUUAAAACUUAGGCCCGUAAGCGGCGAUAGUCCGGCCGCGUUAGAGACUCUAGUUAAUCAAACUCGCGAAAUACUUGUCUCUCUCGAAAACUUGAAUCAAUUAUCGUGGGAUUCCAUAUUAGUUGUUAUGACGCUUAUGCGUCUGGACCCGACGAUUCGAAAGAGUUGGGAAGAGAACAUCGGUAAAAGAGAAACAUUUCCAAAUUAUGACGAACUUGAGCAAUUUCUGAACGGUAAAAUACACGCUUUAAAUGUUGCGUCGAUUAAAAGCGGAGUCACAUGCCUGAACGACAAUGCCGUAACGAAAAAUUCAAAACAUAAAAACGGUGUUGACUCUAAGGUCACUUCGCACGUUGCGAACACCAAUACUUCUGUUUGUCAUUUGUGCUCCGCGGCUCAUAACAUAUCGAAGUGCGCGAAAUUCAAGGUCAUGUCUGCGAGCGAACGUUUAGAUUCCGCCCGAGCGGCGCAUUUAUGCUUUAAUUGUCUCGCUAAAGGUCAUUUUCCGCCGAGCUGUAAAAACAAACCGGGUUGCGAUAAGUGUAAGAAGCGGCAUCAUAAAAUGCUUCAUCAAGCAUUCUCACCGCGUACAUCGGAUCCCGAGUCAAUAAACAGUAACGCGGUUACUUCCGUUUCGAGUAACGAUCACGCGAAGUUAUCUAAUGUAACUUCCUGUCAUUCGGGAGUCGCCAAGUCAAAAACGUUAAGGCCGGUGUUAAUUGCGACAGCGUGGGUACACGUGCGUACGGCUGAAGGUCGUGAACUGCCAUUUCGCGCAGUCAUAGAUUCUGGCUCCGAGUGCUCGUUAAUAUCUGAAGCAGCUGCUCAAGCGUUACGCGUGCAAAGAAUUGCGUGCUCUGCUUCAAUUUCAGGUACUGGCGCCACCGUCUCCGGGGUCGUGAAGCACUCCACCCGCGUUGAGCUACGAUCACGAAAUAAGUCUCAGCUUGUAGUCGUGAUCGAGCCUCUUAUUUUAUCUCGGCUUUCUAAUUAUGUUCCGCGACGAUUUGUUAAGGCCUCUGAGUGGACCGGCGUCGGACAACUGACAUUGGCCGACCCCGACCCCUGCAGUGAUAAGCCGAUCGACUUAAUACUCGGUGCCGAUUGUUAUGACGAAAUAAUACUUCAGGAUCGGGUGAAGUUUCCCGGAGAGCCGUAUGCUAUUCAUUCGCGAUUCGGGUGGGUGCUGCGCGGUCCGGUGGACGACGGUCCUGUCAAUGUAUCGUCGUCGCAUACGACUAUUUCGUCAUUACACGUGACCCCUAAUACUGAUUUGACUCGUGCGAUCGAGCGCUUUUGGGAGGUUGAGGAGAUUCCUUCGCAGACCCAGUUAUCCGCUGAGGAUCAAUAUUGCGAGGACCUCUUCGUCGCGACUACUAAUCGUGAUACGUCAGGAAGGUACAAUGUCGCGUUGCCGUUUAAGGGGAAUCUUCCAAUUGAUAUUGGGGAUUCUCACAAAAAUUCGCUCCGUAUGUAUGCGUCUUUGGAGCGUCGUUUGAAAAAGGAUCGACAGUUAGCUGUCGAAUAUAAUGAUUUCUUAAAUGAAUAUUUAAGAUUAGGACAUAUGAGUCCGUAUACGCCCACGGAUGUCGAGGAGCAGCGAUGCUUUAUACCGCAUCAUCCGGUAUUAAAGCCAAGUAGCACUUCGACGAAGGUAAGGGUUGUAUUUAACGCGUCUGCGCGCACUGGCAAUGGAAAGUCUCUCAACGACUGCCUCCUUAUUGGACCAAAAUUGCAGACUGAUCUAUGUGCCAUUUUGUUACGUUGGCGCUGGCACCGGUUUGUGUGUGCCGCCGAUAUUGCGAAGAUGUUUCGGCAAAUUCGCGUGCACGAUGAUCAUACGCGUUUUCAAUUAAUUCUCUGGAGGCAAUCGGAGAAAGACGCGGUAAUUCCGUAUCGGUUACGGACGGUAACUUACGGCACCGCUCCUGCGCCCUUUUUAGCAUUGCGCGUCUUGCGGCAGUUAGCAGAGGACGAGAAGCAUCGUUUCCCUCUGGCUGCGCAUAACGUCAUAUUCAAUUCAUAUGUUGACGAUAUAUUUUUUGGCGCGUCGGAGAUAGAAGAAUGUCGCGAGAUUCGAGAGCAGAUGAUAGGACUGACCAACGCGGGCGGGUUUCCUCUACACAAAUGGAGUUCCAAUUGUCCGGAUUUAAUCUCCGAUUUAUCCGAAACGAUUCGCGAUCCUGCACAAAACGUAGAUUUUAAAGAGGAUGAUCAAUUAAAAAUCCUUGGCAUAUAUUGGGCACCAUUGGAGGAUGCUUUUAGUUUUCGUAUUUGUGCAGAAGUUCCGUCGCAUAUAACAAAACGCACCUUUCUCUCGUAUAUAUCGAGAAUCUACGAUCCAUUAGGUUGGUUGUCGCCUGUCAUUAUUAUCGGUAAGAUCCUUAUUCAACAAUUGUGGCUGUCUAGGAUCGACUGGGACACGACACUACCGUCGGACCUGAAUGAAAGGUGCAUCUCUUUUUGCCACGGACUCAUCUCGCUUGCUACUGUUUGUAUCCCGCGCUGGGUGCACUCCCGCGAGGACUCAAGUAUCGAGAUCCAUGGGUUCGCGGAUGCGUCCCAGGCCGCUUACGCAGCCGUGAUCUACCUUCGAGUGAUCCAUAAAUUCGAGCCACAAGUUUUCUUGCUAACAAGUAAGAGCAAGGUUGCUCCGUUGAAAACGGUCUCGGUUCCUCGUUUGGAGCUCUGUGCGGCCGAACUCUUAUCACGGCUCCUUGCUUGGACCAUUUCUGCGUUGAAUCUUGAGCAGGUCCCCAUUUACGCUUGGACGGAUUCCACCGUCGCAUUGGCCUGGCUUAGCAAGUCUCCGGCCACAUGGAAAGUAUUCGUGGCGAAUCGGGUGUCUCUCAUCCAAACGCAAUGUCCUCAGGCAAGUUGGCGUCAUGUUCCUACGCAGGACAACCCUGCGGACUUAGCUUCUCGUGGAGUCUCUCCGACUCAAUUGAUCAAAAAUCCACUAUGGUGGUACGGGCCCUCGUGGCUCUCCUGUGAGCCCCAAGAGUGGCCCUCUGUCGACUCUUCUGAUAGUCUGCCGACUUCUGACCUUGAGGCACGGUCAGUCGUCACUCACGUCACCAAUGUCUCCGAGUGGGAUCUGUCCACUCGCUAUUCUGAUUGGAGCAAACUGCUCAAGAUAACUGCGUUAAUUUUACGCUUCGUGAAACUGACACGACGACAGCUUCCAUGUACGGAACUUUUAUACACUACGCGGUUGAUGACGGAAGCCAAAACCUUUUGGAUCAAGGUCAUACAGUCGUCGUUAUAUGCGACCGAACUUCAUUUAUUGCGAGCCGAGCAAAGAUUGCCACGUUCGAGUUCGCUACUUUCUUUGGAUCCGUUCAUUGAUGAUGACGGAAUUAUUCGUAUGGGAGGCAGAUUGAUGCACGCUCCAUUGACAUUCGCUCAGAAGCAUCCAGUAAUCCUGAGCCAAACUCCUCUGACGCGUAUAAUAGUGCGUGAUGCACAUUUACGCACUCUCCAUGGGGGAACGUCGUUAACAUUACGUCUACUCCGAGAGGAGUACUGGAUACUCCGAGCAAAAAUAAUUGUACGAUCGGUUAUUGGUCAGUGUGUCAUCUGCUCUCGACAUCGUGCAAAUUUGAGCAGUCAGAAAAUGGCUCAUUUGCCCGAGAUACGAACUAAUGUGGCGCGUCCGUUUUUGAAAGUCGGGGUAGAUUAUGCCGGACCCUUGCCAGUGCGCGCCUUCGCCGGACGUGGUCAUCAAUCCCGUAAGGCCUAUAUAGCCCUUUUCGUGUGCUUGAUAACCCGUGCCGUGCACAUAGAACUCGUUACCGAUCUGUCUUCCGCAGCAUUCAUCGCCGCCUUUCGACGAUUUUGUUCACGCCGCGGUAUUCCUGCGAUUGUAUUAAGCGAUAACGGAACCAAUUUCCGUGGCGCGCAGACGGAAUUAUACCGUAUUUUUCACGCUAGUAUGUGCGAUGGUGCCGUCGAAUCAUCUAUGGCCUCGUUAGGCAUAGAAUGGCGCUUUAUUCCAGCCUCCGCUCCACACUUUGGCGGGAUUUGGGAAGCUGGAGUAAAGUCGGUCAAGCACCACUUAAAGCGUAUAGUUGGCGUACAUACGCUAACCAUUGCCGAAUUAGAGACACUGUUGUGUCAAAUAGAGGCCUGCCUAAAUUCGCGACCGAUCGCUGGACUCUCGAAUUCCCCAGACGAUCUAUCGUAUUUGACUCCCGGUCACUUCUUGACCGGCGCUCCACUUCUUGCGUUGCCUGAUGCUUCGCUACUAGAUCGUCCGGAAUCGAGAUUGACGAGAUAUCAACUCGUUCAGCGGAUGCGAGACCGAUUUUGGCAGGUUUGGCGCUUGGAUUUUCUUAACUCUCUGCAGAAGCGCAAUAAAUGGCACAAUCAGCGCGCAAAUUUAAACGUGGGUGAUAUUGUCAUCAUUAAGGAUGACAAUGCUCCACCCUCUAGAUGGGAAUUAGGGCGUAUAACACAGUGCUUCCCGAGUGAAGAUGGGUUGAUCCGCGUUUGCGAGGUGAGGACUGCUACCUCUACCUUUCGACGACCGAUCCACAAAUUGUGUCUCCUUCCGAUCGCUGAUCGAGACGAAAAGGAUCACAAUCUGUAGUUCCAUUUCUUUUUUUUGUGUGUUUUUUUUUUUUUGGGUAUCAUACCUUACGGCGGGCGGCGCCCAACGCCCGAUAUUUCGCGUCUGUGAUAUCUAUAGAUUAAGUGUAGAUUAAUUACAUUUAUGUAUAACAUUAAAAUGUAAAUUAGCAUUUAUCCUAGUCAACUGAUGUGACUAAUCAUUAGUUUAUUAUAAAUUGUUUCUGUCGCUUAUUAAAUAAGCGAGGCGAGCGGUAUGUUCGUGCGAGUGUGUUGCCGAGCGUGCGAACCGACAUGCACGCGCCAUCUCUGAGAUCGCGGCGUCGCUCAGAGCAUCGAUUGAUAGCAAUCAUAUUGAUUUCCGUUUAGAUCGAUAUCUGAUUAGCGCGGUCGUCCCGUCACUUCCGUAGUGACGAGGAAGAAGGAAGCAUUCUGGAGUAAUCCUUGAGUCAGUGUACACGUGUUCUGUAUCGCUCUCAGUAACGUAUCAAAUAAUAAGUCGUUCAAGUCAUCGUAUUAUAUCUCGUAUAUUAAUUUUCUGUCUAUCGUGACGAAUUAGUUGUGUACAUUUGUGAUUGUGCGGAAUAAAAAAGACCAUUGACUGUUACGAA
Nylanderia fulva is the source of this 7143-nucleotide messenger RNA. The record is from RefSeq and is a predicted model, not a curated record. Lineage: Eukaryota; Metazoa; Arthropoda; Insecta; Hymenoptera; Formicidae.